AAAAGCUCGUGCUUUAGCUCGACGGCAAACACAUUUAUUUAUUUCUUAUCUGUUUUUGUUGUUCUGUUGGCCAAGAAAACACUCAAGUGCUAAGACACUAACCAACGCUAUUUGUAAGAUAGACGCGCGCGUUAACUGUAGUCAUAUUAGUCUCAGUGGCCAGUGAAAUAAUUAUCAUACAACUCUAGCAUUUUUCAAAUAGAGCGUUGUGCUGACGUGGUUUAAAUAAUUUGUUACUUACGAAUUAAGUGUAAUCUUAAUUCAAUAUACUUGUUAAAUAGUUGUAUCUAUAUAAUGUCGACGAUAAAAUUGUUUUUAUGCUGCAUGAUGCUAGUUGCACUAGCUAUGGGCCAGGAGCAAGGCUACAGCUUCACAUCAAAAGAGGUCAAAUGCCACGUUUGCAAAGCAACGGUUCAGGAACUUGAGGAUGCAAUUGCCAAAGAGGAUCCCAAGAAGAUGGUUGACGUGAGCGGUUUCCGCUUGGACGCCAGUGGAAAUUCAAUCACCAAACGAGUGCGCUUCAUCAAAUCUGAAAUGUUCUUGACCGAGCUCAUGGAAAAGAUUUGUGACAAAAUGGAGGAUUAUCUGAAGGCCACCUACAAAAACAAUGGGAAAUUCACUUUGCUCAAGAUGAUCAUCGAUGGCAAAAUGAAUCCUGAUUCCUCGCUCGUUGACUUUGUUCAGGACGGUGAUCUGAAUAAGAGUCUCGGACACUUUUGCCUGGAGGUGCUGGAAGACAAUGAGGAAACGUUUUUGAAAGCAUUCCAAGCCGAAGAGCUGGGCAAUGAUUUGGAUAUUAAGAUCUGCUCAGAACAGGCUAAAUAUUGUGAUGACGCGCCCGUCCAGGAUGAAUACAACUUUGAGGGCAAGGAGGAACUGUGAUUCCAUUGCGAAAUGUACGAUUUUCUAUGAUCAUCAUCAUUGUUAUUGGAUCGUCUGCAACAGACGCUUAACUAAUUGACUGCAUUGACCUCUUAAACUAGAUGGAAUUUACAAUUUUUAUAUGCAACAUAAAAAUGACAAUAAAUUUGAAAUGGUA
This is a messenger RNA of Drosophila nasuta, 1039 nucleotides long. It is a transcript of the gene sel, whose product is annotated as canopy family protein seele. Lineage: Eukaryota; Metazoa; Arthropoda; Insecta; Diptera; Drosophilidae. The coding region runs from base 295 to 882 and encodes 195 amino acids. The record is from RefSeq and is a predicted model, not a curated record. Gene Ontology annotation, cellular component: endoplasmic reticulum. The transcript is spliced from 3 exons.